This is a messenger RNA of Linum trigynum, 2394 nucleotides long. NCBI's taxonomy places the organism in Eukaryota, Viridiplantae, Streptophyta, Magnoliopsida, Malpighiales, Linaceae. The record is from the annotation of a GenBank genome assembly.
CCCAAAUACCGGUAUCAAACUUCCAGGAGCGGUCCAAUGAACAAUACCAUAAAUGCCGUCGGUGGCCUGCAGGCCGAUUACCACCGGAAUAUCGGUGGUCGCCGGUAAUACUACAGAAUUACCAUUUAAUACCCAAAAAUGGAAAAUUGCGUAAAAAGGGGAAAAGUAGGGAGUGUUAUUUACGGCGGCCGUCGAUGAAACCGAUUGCUUCCCUAUGGCAUAUUGCUUCCCUCCGAAACCGAUUGCUUUGGUUCGCUGGUUUCCUCCAAUGGCUGCCUUUUAGCCAAAGGUCUUUUCAUGUGAAAUAAUUCCCAUCCCAUGUUCCAUGGUGGCACGAAAUUAUCGACUCGAUCCGUCCCUCUCACCGAAUCGAACCAUUUCCAAUCAUUGUUUCCGAUCGAGAACGAGGCAGCCGCAAUUCCUCGAUCGAUCCGAAUUCCAAACCUACCGAUGAAGAUCGUCAACCCCUAAAGGUCAGAAAUUUGAGGUUUGUUCUUACCCCACCAUCCCUUUACCCUUCUGCUGGUUCAAUUUGGUCGCUUCGUGAAUAGUACUGUUCGGCAUGAUCCAAAUUUCCCAGUUUGAUUAAGAAGUCUUCUCUUGUUUUUCUGGCCCUCUUAUAACCCCUUUCUGAUUUUGUUUUUCAUUUCUAGGUGUAUUUGAAUUGGUAAGGGUAGAAGGAUUUUCAAUGGAUUAUUUGCCGGACCAAUUAGUAUGGGAAAUUUUGAGCAGAAUCAAGAAAACUGUACACAGAAACUCUAUCUCCUUGUCAUGUAAGCGGCUCUACGAUCUGGACAAUGAACAGAGGCAGUCUCUUCGAGUUGGUUGCGGGUUAGAUCCCGCGAAUGAAGCCCUGACUUCACUCUGCAACAGGUUUCCCAAUUUGCAAAAAGUGGAAAUUACAUAUUCUGGUUGGAUGUCCAAGCUAGGGAAGCAGUUAGAUGAUCAAGGGCUUGCGAUUCUGGCUAACAAUUGCCCUUUAUUGACCGACCUCACCUUAAGUUACUGCACGUUUAUCACAGAUGUUGGUCUUCGUAGUUUAGCUACGUGCUCCAAGCUUUCUGCUUUAAAAUUGAACUUCACACCGAGGAUAACUGGUUGUGGUGUCUUAUCUCUUGUAGUAGGUUGCAAGAAUCUCACCAUUCUCUGCCUCAUUCGGUGUCUCAAUGUAACCAGUGUUGAGUGGUUGGAAUACCUAGGAAGGCUCGAGUCGCUUGAAGAGCUCUCUAUUAAGAACUGUAGGGCUAUUGGAGAGGGUGAUUUGAUGAAGCUCGGAGCUAGCUGGAGAAAACUGAAAAAGUUGCAGUUUGAAGUGGAUGCCAAUUACAGGUACAUGAAGGUUUAUGACAGGUUAGCUGUUGAUCAGUGGCAGAAGCAAUCUGUGCCUUGUGAAUCAAUGCUAGAGCUUAGCUUGGUGAAUUGCAUAAUCAGCCCAGGGAGAGGACUAGCUUGUGUUCUAGGUAAAUGCAAGAACUUGGAGAAGAUUCAUUUGGACAUGUGUGUUGGUGUAAGAGAUUCAGAUAUCAUAACCCUAGCAAAGAACUCCAGUAAUCUCCAUUCACUCUCACUUCGAGUUCCUUCAGAUUUCUCAUUGCCACUUCUGAUGGGAAAUCCGUUGAGAUUAACGGACGAGAGUUUGAAGGCCGUUGCAGAGCACUGUAGAUUGCUGGAGUCGAUACGGAUAUGUUUUUCUGAUGGAGAGUUUCCUUCGUUCUCAUCGUUCACCUUGGAAGGAAUCCUGAUUUUGAUUCAGAUGUGCCCUAUCCGGGAGCUUGCUCUUGACCAUGUCCACUGCUUUAAUGAUGCUGGGAUGGAAGGGCUUUGUUUGGCGCAGUCGCUUGAAGCUUUGGAGCUAGUUGGAUGCCACGAGGUCACCGACGAAGGGCUGCAGCUCGUGGCUCAGUUUCCCGGUCUGAAGACGCUCCGGUUGAAGAAGUGUUUGGGGAUUACGAAUGAUGGACUGGAGCCUCUUGUUGGGUCGUACAAGCUGGAACUGUUGGCUGUGGAAGAUUGCCCUCAGAUUUCCGAGAGGGCCGUUCAUGGAGCUGCGAAAACUGUCUCUUUCAGGCAAGACUUGUCUUGGAUGUACUGAAUCUGGUAGUCGUCUGGUAACCUUGCUUGGCAUUCAACUGCCUAAUAAAUGCAAUGAAUUGGUUUCUAUGAUUCCCAUAUGUAUUUUGUUCUAUUGGUUUGCUUACUCCCUUGAUGUGUUGUAUCAUAUGGUUAAAGGGCAGGUAGUGGUUGAACUAUUUAAUUGUCUGUUCAGUGUACAUGUGACAUUCUGAUAAAAUGUAUAAUGGUUGAUUAAUUGAUUCUAUUACACGCCUUGAAAGUUAUUUGAUGAAUUAUUGUCCUCUUGGCAUGGAACUUGUAGAAUAUAUGGAUUUCAGGGUG